This is a messenger RNA of Rotaria sordida, 1520 nucleotides long. NCBI's taxonomy places the organism in Eukaryota, Metazoa, Rotifera, Eurotatoria, Philodinida, Philodinidae. The record is from the annotation of a GenBank genome assembly.
CUUCUAAAAAUUGUCGACUUUGUCUAUACUAAUUGUGAUUACCAUUUCAACUGUGUUAAUUGAAUUUUUGUGUUUUUUUUUUAUUUUUUAUUUGAAAGGAACAUAAUUAUUCUCAUGUUUAGGAUACUGGUAUUGGUAUGACAAAAGCUGAAGCAAUUGAUAAUUUAGGUACAAUUGCUCGAUCAGGUUCAAAAUUAUUUAUAGAAGAAUUAAAAAAAGAAAAAGGUGCUCUUGACGAAGGAAAAAUUAUUGGUCAAUUUGGUGUUGGAUUUUAUUCAGCAUUUAUGGUAUCAAAAUCAGUUGAAGUAAUAACUCGAUCAUAUAAAAAAGAUGAACCUGCUUAUCGAUGGACAUCGGAUGGAUCUGGUUCAUAUGAAAUUGAAACUUUACUUGAUGAUGUUGAUCGUGGAACAUCAAUUCGAUGUUAUUUACGUGAUGAUUGUGCUGAUUUUAGUAAAGAAGAAACUGUUAAACAGAUCGUCAAAAAAUAUAGUAAUUUUGUCUCAUCUCCGAUUUAUAUUAAUGAUAUUCGUGUUAAUAAUCUUCGUGCUUUAUGGAUGGAAGAUAGUAAAUCAAUAACUGAUGAUGAACAUACUGAAUUCUAUCGUUUUACUACUGGUCAAUAUGAUAAACCACGAUAUACAUUGCAAUAUAAAAUUGAUGUACCAAUCAAUUUAAGAGCACUUAUUUAUGUACCGCAAUAUAAACCAAAUAUAUUCGAUGUAACACAAGAAGCUGAUGUAGGUGUUGCUUUAUAUAGUCGAAAAGUAUUAAUUCAAUCUAAAGCUAAUCAACUUUUACCACGAUGGCUUCGCUUUGUUAAAGGUGUUGUUGAUAGUGAAGAUAUUCCAUUAAAUUUAAGUCGUGAACUUUUACAAGACAGUAAUCUUAUUCGAAAAAUUCGUUUACUGUUAACACAACGCGUGAUACGUUUUCUUCAAGAACAAGCUAAAAAAGAUAAACCUAAAUAUCAAGAAUUUUAUGAAGAUUAUAAAUUAUUUUUUAAAGAAGGAAUUGUUCGAACAGCUGAUCAAGGUGAAAAAGAAGAUAUUGCUAAAUUAUUACGUUUUGAUUCAUCACGUGAAGAACAUGGAAGUUUAAUCAGUCUUGAUGAAUAUAUUGAACGUAUGUUACCAGAUCAAAAACAUAUUUAUUAUUUAGCUGGACCAUCAAGAGAAUUAUUUUUUCUAGAGAUCAAUACAAAACUUGAUCAACAUCCAUGUAUAAUAACAACAAAUGAAAUGGGUGCUGUUCGUCAUUUCUUAAAAACAAAUCUACUUCAAAGAAAUAAACAACAAGAAAUCUAUAAAGUUCUUCAACUUAAUUUUGAUAUUAAUCCAAAACAUAUAUUAAUUAAAAAACUUUAUACACUUCAUAAAUCAAAUAAUACACAAUUAGCAACAAUGCUUGGUCAACAAUUAAUCGAUAAUGCAUUGGUUACAGCUGGUCUAGUUGAAGAUCCACGUUUAGUACUUACGGGUUUAAAUAAAUUAUUAGAAAAAGUACUUGAAAAAUAUUAG